CUGUGUUGCUGUAGCAGAGUUAUUCAUGGAUAAAACAUAGCCUGAUAAGGCAAACUGAGAUUGCCAGCUGACUUCGCACUGACGCUGAGCCGAGCUCCAAGAUGUUCACACAGUAUCCGCACUAACACAGAGGUCACGCGGGUGCACCGGAGCAUGGAGCUGGUGUCGGUGCAGCACGAGUUUGAGUACACGGCGAAGGACGGUCGCCUCGUGUCCAUCAAGCCAAACGAAAGUUACAUCUUGGUCUCCAAGACUAAUGAGCACUGGUGGCACGUCCGCAAAGACCAGCACACCAGACCCUUUUUUAUCCCUGCACAGUAUGUGAAGGAGAUCCCAUCACUUACUGAAGCCCCUCCUGCUCCUAAUAAACUGGAUUCACCUGAGUGUGUGACUAACAGUAAGCCAGUGGACAAUAUAACACCACGUAAGGGGACAGCAGUGAUUCGUGUAUCUGCUAUGGGGGCUUCAAAAGAGACGCACAGGUUCUCUACUUUUGGUUUCUGUGAUAACAUCUCAGAUGUGAAGCCCUGUAAGAAGGAUGGACAAACUAGCAGCAGCAGCUUUGCACUCAGCCAGGAUAGUAAAAAGACACACGACUCAACAGAAAGCUUUUCAUUUACCUCAGUACCUCUGAGCACUGACGUCCUGCAACUGUAUGCAACAGCUCAUCCUGUGCCAAAGGUAAAAAACGAACAAAAACAGCCACUGCAGGAUGAUAAAGUAAAGAUUUUUCUAAACGAUGAGGACAUGGACUUCCCUUCACCCCCUAGCUCACCCAUAUACGACACCAUACCAGCGCUCAACAUCCCACAAUUGGACAUAUUUCCCGAGCUGCCUCCUCCCGUUGCUUCAAAUGACACGUUUGUGUUUGAGCAGCAGAAUUCAAACCAAAUUGCAAAAGCUACUUCUUCUACAAAUGAACUUUCUGUUGAGCAGGUGGAGAAUGAAAGUCUCCGGUCAGCCGUGUACGUCAACGUAGCACAACUUCGCAAGAGCAUCUCCGAGUCUCCCCCCUCGGCUUCUUCGUCCUACUCUCCUUCCUACCUUGACCCGGAGGGAUGGGAGGUGCACGUUGACCAAGAUAGUGGACAGGAGUACUACUACCACCCCACCACGGGGCGCACCACCUGGGACAACCCCUUCCUAGACUCCCCCACGGACCCUGAGCCGCCUUGUUCCCCCUCACCUCCUCAGUCUCCCGCCCUUUCUCCGUCCACCGCCUCCCCCCCUGCGUGGACCUCAGACUGGGAGCAGUUGGUGGAUGAUACCAGCGGACGGCCCUACUUCUACAACCAGAUGUCUGGGGAGACGUCCUGGGAGCCUCCAGAGCAGCUGAGCCCGUACCCCCCUCUGAUGGAGCCUAUGAGCGUGCACAGGUUUCACGAGGACGGGCCGCCUCCUCUACCUGACGAGGACUACCCCCCAGAGGAUUACCCGGCUGCUGCUCCACCAGAGGGAUACGAGGAUCUUCUCGCCACGGGCCCUCCCACCCUCCCUAAAGAGUACACCCUCAGUCAUGUGAGCCGGACCAUCAUCCCCCGGGCCAACCUGGACCGCAGCACCCCGUCUGGUUGGAACCUCAAUGUGGACCCCAACGGGACCUGGGUGUUCACCAGUGAACACUCUCCAGAGCAGUGGAUCAAGUCUGUGGAUGAUCGAGGGCAGACCUACUACUAUCUGAGAGACGGCUCCAGGUCCCAGUGGAACCUGCCGGAGUUUCCUGUAUCUCCUGGUCAGUCCAGGAUGGAGAAUGGCGUCGAAGCAGACAACCUGUCAGUCAUCAAAAACUGGAGGCACUCCGUGGGACCUGGACAGCUCGGCCCAGCCCAGGAUGAUGGGAGGUUCUUCCCAACUCACCGGAGAAACACGUCCGACUACAGCAGCGACAGCUCCAGUACAGGAAACUCUCCGGAGACGCAGCAUAACGUGCAGAACUUAGAGAAAGCCGGGAUUCUCAACAAAACAAAAGUGUGUGAGAAUGGCAAGAAAGUAAGGAAAAACUGGGCCCAGACGUGGACGGUUCUCCACGGAGGAGUGCUGACGUUCCACAAAGACCCAAAGGCAACAACAGGGGCCUCGAACAAGACCAAUCAGAUUGUUCCGGAGAUCACGGUGGAACUGCGAGGAGCGACGAUUGGCUGGGCCUCAAAGGACAAAUCCAGCAAGAAGAAUGUUUUAGAGUUAAAAGGCAAGAACGGUGUGGAGUUUCUGGUACAGUACGAUACAGAAAGCAUCAUCACUGACUGGCACAAAGUCUUAAUGGACACCAUACGACAGCUGGAGUACCUGGACCAUCAUUCAGAGGAGGAGGACAGUGACUUAUAUGAGAAGAUCGGCAGCCCAGAGCUUGGAGGCGGCAUGGAGAAGCGAAGACCCUCCAAGCCGAGUGUCACAUCCUCCUCCAGCAAUGCAGGAGACGUGGACCAGAAGAGGGUUCGGACCAAGCUGAUGAAGUUCCUCAUGAAACGGCCGACGCUGCAGUCUGUGAAGGAGAAAGGCUACAUCCGGGACAAUGUGUUUGGUUGCCAUCUGGCCACCCUGUGUGCACAAGAGAGGGCCACAGUUCCUAGUUUUGUGGAGAAUUGUAUCAAAGCAGUGGAAAAGAGAGGUUUAGACAUCGAUGGUCUCUACAGAGUGAGCGGAAACCUCGCUGUCAUUCAGAAACUACGCUUCAAGGCCGAUCACGAGGAACUGGACCUCGAGGACGGCCAGUGGGAGGACGUUCACGUCAUCACCGGAGCGCUGAAGUUGUUUUUCCGAGAGCUUUCUGAGCCGCUUUUCCCAUUCAGCCACUUUAAUGACUUCAUUCAAGCCAUCAGAAUUCCUGAUUACAACACAAAAUUGUCUUGCAUGUAUGAGCUGGUCAAAACACUUCCCUCUUCAAAUCAUGAUACCAUGAAACUCCUUUUCGGGCAUUUACGCAGGGUCAUUCAAUUCGGGGAGGACAAUCGCAUGACUGUGCAGAACGUGGCAAUUGUAUUCGGCCCGACUCUGCUUCGGCCAGAGAUGGAGUCAUCCAACAUCACCAUGCACAUGGUCUUUCAGAACCAGAUAGUGGAGUUCAUCUUGAACGAAUACGAGCGCCUCUUCUACUCCAGCUAAAGCAGCCACAAGCCUCCGGUGCAGACCUGGGCAAACGUCUCAAUGUGCUCAAGUUAUUUGAUAGAUUUACUAUUUUUUGCAUGCACAUUAACAGCUUCAGUGCAACAUCUGAAAUGAAACUCCUCUUGUAAAAUAAGUUAAAAGGCCCUUCAAGUUUUCUUUGCUCAGAAUAUUUGAGGCUUAACCACAUAGAUAAAAGGGAUGUCCGAAUGGUCUUUACUGAGAAUAUUUGAAGCGUGUUUAACCACUGUUUGUCCAGAUUUACUCCCUAGGAGGCUGACACUGUUAGAGCUAUCUUUAGCAGUAUUGUAGUAUUGAGCCACGCAGGUGUGAACAGGUGUGGUUUGGUUUCCCGUCUUAGAGCUAUCGAGCUUGUUGCUUGGGUGGAAGAAGGACUGUAUCAGAUUACUCUAGCUGUCUUAAUCUCACAAGUCACUUUCUGGAGAUUUUAAUUGUUUAUUUCUUUUUUUUUUGGCUUGUCUAAACCGCAGUGAUAAUAGAACCCAAGUCAAACCUGGACGGAUGCAUUAAUGCUCUCUUAAAGAAAUGAUCAAUGAUUGCUUCCAUCUUUAUUUUAGAAAGUUUAAUGACAUUUAAAUGUUGUUUUCUAUUUUAAAUUGCAGUAUAUCACAUGUGGCAGUAACUGAGAUUGUAUUCUAAUAGGUCAUUUUUACCCAUGAAUUUUAUUGUAAUAUAGAAAUGUAUAAAAAUAAAUAUUAAUACCAACAUAUUGCUGUGAAAUAGAUGGUGAUAUAGAAUACUUGUGCAACUUCUAGAUUAUUUUCCACUGAAUAAAAUGCCAUUUUUUCAAUCAUGCUGUACUUGAAGAAACUGUAUAAUAACACCAUAGAAAUAUAAACUAGUCAUACAUUUUUUGACAGUUAAAUCAGUCUGACAAUGAAACAGAAAAGUGGAUUCUAGAAGAGAUUUAUGACCUGUAAAUAGAAAUAGAUGGCAUAUUUAUGCUGAAAGUUGUUGACAAUGCACAAGUUAUUCCAUAAUAAAAAAUAACUUUGUUAAAAAAGUA
This is a messenger RNA of Sebastes umbrosus (honeycomb rockfish), 4129 nucleotides long. RefSeq names its product Rho GTPase activating protein 27 (gene arhgap27). Gene Ontology annotation, biological process: signal transduction; regulation of GTPase activity. Gene Ontology annotation, molecular function: protein binding. Gene Ontology annotation, cellular component: cytoplasm. NCBI's taxonomy places the organism in Eukaryota, Metazoa, Chordata, Actinopteri, Perciformes, Sebastidae. The record is from RefSeq and is a predicted model, not a curated record. The coding region runs from base 154 to 3102 and encodes 982 amino acids. The transcript is spliced from 18 exons.